AUGUGGCUGCCUGUGCAAGCACGGCCGCUAGCAUGCCAUUGGCCAAUGUCUGUAUCCUCCACACUCGACGGCUGCGCUGGUGCUCGUAUUCAUUCUCUUGCUGCUAGUAAGAGCCUCAGCCUGUUGUUUCCUUUGGCAACCCUCGCGUCGUCUCUCGUCCCCCACGAGCCCCAUCUCUACUCUACACCACCAAGGCAAACACCUGUCUUUGGCACUUCCACUUUCACGUCCACGCAACGCAUCCCCAUCACUCCUUGCCCUUGGUCAGGAUUGCAUCUACGAAGCCGUCCCGCCUGCUUUGCUGCUUUCGAGCAGUGCAUCGCCAGCGGUAUCCGCACACUGGCACCUGUAUUGCAUAAACUGUGCAAUUCUUUGUCAACGCGACCAAGGCAAACGCCUGUUUCCGUGCAAAAGAAGCAACCUUGGCCUCAGAAAGACAGCCUGUGUCCCUGCGUCGUGCAUAAACCCCGUUACCUAGUGAAAGACUACCUGGCGGACGACGGGACAUUCACUUUCAAACCUCGUACCAUAUCGAUCGCGCACAACAUAUCCUCCUCCACCAGAAGAAUGGACGCGAACCCAUCACAACAGACACAGCCGCUGACCCAGCAAGUGCUCGACCCUCGGCGAUUGGGAAGAAACAAUUCUGGUCUCAAUGAUGGCGACAUCGCUGACGUCCUUCUUAUCCUUCAUCCGGCAACGCCCACAGCGAUACGCAUCGUCGAACAGGCAGCACAUCAGCGGCCCGAACAUGUGCUCUUCCGCAACUCUCUUGAAUCAAUGGGCAGCUCCUUAACCGACAUCGAAGAGCAGGAAACAAUCAUCAUCGAUGUUCAUGGUGACAGGACGGGACAUAAUUCACGUGCCGGCGCUGACCUGGCUUUGCGAAUGUCUUCGGCUCGUCGACUGAAAUGCAAGGAUCUUGGUUUCAUCUUCGGUCGCAACCCCGCAAGCGCAGACAUCAUAUUUGGGAACGAUUCCGGAAAGCGGAUCAGCAACCAGCACUUUCGGAUAUACUUGAACACAGAUGGCAUCAUCAUGCUCGAAGACAUGUCGACAAAUGGUACAAUUGUCGAUGACGUGCUGUUGAAGUGCAAAGACGCUCGAUUCUCCAAGAUUCGGAUGCUAAGCUCAGGUUCCAUCAUCUGCAUACAGAACUCAAAUGACGCAGAGAUGAUCAAGUUCAUAGUCCGCAUACCAUCGCGCGUGACUUCAAUGUCGCGUUUUCAGGAGAACCUCCGUAGAUUCAUAACCGAAUGCACCCCUCACACGGACGAAGAUCAAGAUGAAGCUGUGCAGCGGAUCACACAGCAUUACGGUGGGCCUGCCAUGAAGUGGGAUGGAGGUGCAAAUUACAAUAUAAUUGGUCAAGUUGGUAAAGGCGCCUUUGCGACUGUGUACCAAAUCGCGACCAAAAUGGAUGGCAAAGUUCUUGCUGCGAAGGAGCUUGAAAAGCGCCGCUUCGUCAAAAAUGGCAUGUUGGACAAGAAGAUUGACAACGAGAUGAGAAUUAUGCAAGACCUGCGACACCCGAAUAUUGUCGAAUUUGUGGAGUACCAUGACCAAGGCGAUUACCUGUAUAUCAUUAUGGAAUUUGUACGUUGUGGGGACUUGCAAGGUUACCUUAACCAAGUCGGGCUGAUGAAGGAAGAUGUUGCGAAGACGAUGGCCCAGCAAAUCUUGAGUGCGCUCCAUUAUCUCCAUCAAUCACAAAUUACGCAUCGCGACAUUAAGCCAGACAAUAUACUUAUCGCUGACGUGGAUCCAUUUACGGUCAAAUUAUCAGACUUCGGCCUGUCCAAGGUGGUCAAGCACGAUGAGACUUUUCUCAAGACCUUCUGUGGCACAUUGUUAUAUUGCGCUCCCGAGGUAUUUCCCGACUACGGCACUGGCUCCGUCAGAGGUACCAAGCGUCGUCGCGGCGCGAAGGUGUACCAUUCGUACAGCUCCUCAGUGGACAUAUGGUCGUUCGGAGGUGUUUUAUGGAAUGCCCUCUGUGGUGAGCCACCUUUCAAGGGCAUUUCGGAUGCUACUGGAGAAGCCAUGUACAACAAUAUCAUGUCCUCACACCUUGAUCCAACGCCACUGCAGAGAGCUGGCGUCUCAGCUCAGUGCAUCGAUCUGCUUAUGCAGAUGCUUCGCACCGAUCCCUCCAGACGCCCGACUGAUCGAGAGUGUCUCAGCCAUGAAUGGUUGAAGGAUGGAGCUGAUGUUCUAGCCGAUCCCAUCUUACAGUCCAUCGUCGAAGAAGAUGAGUUGGAAGACCCGGAAGAGCAGCUUUCUCAGCUAAAUAUACGUGAGAAAGUCCCUGAGUCAGAUGAGGACGAAGAGGCAGACAUCCUUUCCGACGAUGAGCUUAUGGGCUUACUGGACGAUCGAGCUUCCAAACGGCCACGAGCUGACCCACUCUUCCCACGGAACCAGCUCCGUGACCACGAUGACUCCAGUGCAGCUCCUUCAUUCCAAUCGUCGCAUCUAGUGGGGGAAGGCGAGAGCUUCCAAAUCAUGCCAAAGGCGAGGCAGCCACGCUUAUUUGGUGAGAUCGGGCAGUCUGUUCUGCAAAGCUUCAGGACCCUCCAUGCUCAUGCGGAAGAUGCCUUGGCUGAUGACCAGUUCAUCCAUGGUACGCCAGAUACUGGCGAGGCGGAUAUCAGUCACACCGUCGGUGGAGCUGAGCAGGACGGGGCAUCUACACCACAUUCCAAAGGAGGCUGCAACUUCUCGUCUCCAAGUCUGCUAGGUACAGAAUCUCUUGUGCGCGAUAUGAACGUAACAUCGCCACACUCGCCAGGGUCAAGGGCUCAGAGCCCCGCUCUGCCCGCCACGCCAAAAACACCAGAGUUCCUACAGAACAGCUCGCUACAUCGGUCGUCAGGGAACUUCAGCCAGAUUAGCGAGCCGACGCCUAAGGCUAGGCAGCCUGGCAUCAAUCGACAAAUCAGUCUUCCCGUGACGGCAUCUUACUUCUAUGACCCCAUGGAUCCCAGCACACAUAAUCUAGAGUAUGCUUCUAGAGUGAGUGGUAUUGACUUUGUGUCACAGGGAAGUCUCACAGAUGGUGGCGCAGGAACAGAGAGCAACACCACGCACGGCUCACAAGCCAGCGGAUAUUCGACAAGCUCAAGCGCGGCAGCAGUGUCCGCACCAGCCGUCCCUAGUGUUCCCGACCAGCUGAAUAAUGGACCGUCGACGCGUCAUCUCGGGAAGUUGGUCGCCACUCCGGAAUCCUUUGCUUCGAAUCUCGUUCUGAACAUCGAUCAAAGCACGACGUCUUGGGGGCGUCUACCCAAGAACACAAUCGUGUACGAGGACUCGCAUGACACGCGCAUCCCAAAAACGGCUUUCAUCAUCUUCUGGUACUCUUCGGGUGGGGACAGCCGGAACAUAGUGGAUGAGCUGUCGCAAAAAGGCAAAGAUUGGACGAGCCUUGAAAAUCUCCAUGUCGGCAUCUGGACAUGUGCAACAUUUGGCAUCACGGUGAAUGGCAAGCUUCUCAAAGAGCACAACGACAAGGGAUAUGCACUGUAUGGUCAUUUGCAUACAGGCGACAUUGUGCAAGUGUAUCAAGACCCCAAAGGACCCGCCUGUCAGAAAUUUAGAUGCGAGUUCUAUCUCGGAUCUGGCCGUGAGCCCCGGCCAGCUGGCAGCAGUUUCGACACUCUGGUCGGGACCAAGCGACCCGGUUUUGAAGUGACAUGUGGCCCGAAACAGAACAAGGGUAGGUCCAAGGCCAGACAUGUAUUCUACGCUGCGAGUGGACACACCCAGUCCACUUUGCCCGUCCACACCCUCUUCCCAGUGCAUCCGUCUCGCGCCAUGAGGCACUUUUGGGCCCUGCCCGCUGUAUUGCGCAUUGCGCUUGCAAGCCAGCACGCCUUCAGUGUGUUUGAUGACCUGCUUGCAUUCCCCCAGUAUGAAAUCGCAUGGCCAGACACGUUUGUUUCCGAAAAGCAUGCGACAUCGCUCCUCUCUCAGGGCUACUCACCCAGCUCCAGUGCCACGACACCCGGCACGCAAGCGACGCAAGAGCUCUCCAAGCGCGCGGCCUCGCACGCAGACAGCCCGCUGCCCACCGAAAAGAGCCUGGGUCAGACGUAUGAGGCGGUUGUGUUGCACGGGCAGCGCUACCUCUGCAGCAUACCCGUGAUUCCCGACCAGGAGCCGCAAAACAGCACAACGUCGGCCGAAGAUGCCAAAGCUGAGGAGGAGAAGGAAUUAGUGCGCGCCGCAGAUCGUGGGUGGCAGCUGCUCGAAGGCAUGCGUGGCAACUGCAUCUACUACCUCAGCGGCUGGUGGAGCUAUAGCUUCUGCUACAUGGAUCAUGUCAAGCAGUUUCACCAACUACCGCCUAGUCGGGGGGUGCCCAUCUAUCCGCCCGUUGAAGACACUAGUGUGCACAGCUUCAUCUUGGGCAGAUACCCAAAGAACGACAAAGGCAGCAAAGCCGGCGGGCACAAGUCGUUGGGCAGCGAGCAGGGCAGCAAGGCAGCAUUCGACGACGAGGGCAAUCACCAAGAGGAUAAGGGCCUCGAAGUGCCACGUCUGGAGACCAAGGGCGGCAGCAGAUACAUGGUGCAGCGACUUUCGGAAGGUACCGAAUGCGACCUCACGGGGAGGCCGCGCAAGAUCGACAUCCAGUUCCACUGCAACCCCCAAUCUGCCGACCGCAUCGCCAUGAUCAAAGAGACCAGCACUUGUUCCUAUUUCAUGAUCAUUGACACCCCCCGCCUCUGCCGCGACGCUGCCUUUCAGCCGCCCCAAAAGAACCUCGCCCACCCCAUCGCCUGCCACCCUGUGGUUCCAGACUCCCAAUUUGAUGCCUGGACCGCCGCGAGAAUAGAUUCCGAGAGUGCUGCGCAAGCCGAGCACCCAACCACCGAACCCGACACAGCCAAAUCGAACCCUCUGCGCGACAUGAGCGAAGGCGUCGAGGGCACUACUAAACCUAGGCCCAUCAUUGGCGGCAUAGAAGUUGGAGGCCAGACCCUCGUUGGCAGCGAAGGUAAAGUGAUUGAGAAAAGCGUGGUGGUGGGAGGCGGCAAAGAAACCUACAUUGGCACCGUCGCCAGCAGUACAGGCAAGCAAAUGUCCAAGGAAGAAAUGAAGAAGCUUGAAAUUGCCGAUCCGAAGGAUGUGGAGAAGCUCAAAGGGAAUCUGAAGAAGUUGGCGGGCAGGAAGGGGUGGAAGUUGGAUCUCGUGGACACACCGAGAGGCAGGGAGUUUAGGGGUAUCAUUGAGGCAGAUGAAGAAGACGCAGAGACGGAGAAGAAGGUUGAGGAGGGCGAAGGGAGAGCAGAGGAGAAGCACGGUGGCAUGGACAAGGGCAAGUGGGCAGGAGGCGAUGGCGAUGAGGAGCGGCAGGUCGAGUACGAAGAGGAAGAAGAGGUGCAGGAAGGUAGCGAAGAGGUUUACAAGGACGAAUUGUAA
Molecule: messenger RNA, 5427 nt
Organism: Plenodomus lingam JN3
Lineage: Eukaryota; Fungi; Ascomycota; Dothideomycetes; Pleosporales; Leptosphaeriaceae
Biological process (GO): retrograde protein transport, ER to cytosol; endoplasmic reticulum unfolded protein response
Cellular component (GO): endoplasmic reticulum lumen
Source: RefSeq, a predicted model, not a curated record